This is a messenger RNA of Exophiala mesophila, 2696 nucleotides long. RefSeq lists its product as uncharacterized. The record is from RefSeq and is a predicted model, not a curated record. The transcript is spliced from 6 exons. Gene Ontology annotation, cellular component: membrane. Gene Ontology annotation, molecular function: transmembrane transporter activity. The coding region runs from base 696 to 2420 and encodes 574 amino acids. NCBI's taxonomy places the organism in Eukaryota, Fungi, Ascomycota, Eurotiomycetes, Chaetothyriales, Herpotrichiellaceae. Gene Ontology annotation, biological process: transmembrane transport.
GAGAAGAUCCAACGAAUGCGGGCUGGAGCAUAGCAUCAGUAAUGCUUCAGUCUCGCCAAAUCGCCCUCUACCAAUCACGAUGCCUGCCCGAUCCUCCGGCAGAUGGCAAGACCAUAAGACCCAAUCACGCCCAUGACGUUCGGCAGAUCUGACCACUUCCACUCUGACUGCUUCGACCACACAUGAUUCAGGAUUGUCCCUGGUCCUUGCAUCUGAGGUUACCAGCAGGUCCGUAUUGGGUUCGGCCGCCGUACCCACUCCGUCCAGCGGCCUCAAGCUCAUUCGCAAUCUGACCAAGCCCUAUCAAGGCCAGCCUUGACAUGGCUUGAGCGACACCUCCCCUGCCGGUUUUGCCUGUAUUCAACAUAUCACCAUAUCCACCGACCGGAAACUGGGGCCCUUGCCCAUGGGGGUUCGAACGGCCCGCAAUUGACAACAAUGGGACGUUAGAGAUGAGUAUGCAUCUAUCCUUUUGUCCGGACAAACCAGACUGGCCUGGCCUUGCAUUCAGACCCUGUUCACUCGACGCUCAACAAUGACAUGAUUUUACAUUCGAAGUGGGUCUGGGGACUCAUCAGGAGCAACGCGGAGCAGGUGGGCGACACAGGAUGGCAACACGGGGAACUUCAUCUCCCCAUGUAUGCGGUGCCUCCACGGCUCAGUCCAGUUCAGUUUGGUUUGUGCAACGGUAGGUGAUGCCAUUUUUCUAUAUAUUGUCUGUUGUCUCACCCAUCAUCUGCCUGUCUUUCUCUCAAGGCACUCAAAGCAACUUCCAUAUCAUUCCCUUCUACAAACACCCAUCUCCUGAAACCGUUUGUGGUGUUCCGUCUGCUUCUAUUCGUGGUCUGGUCAAAACCCGGUCCACCCCCUCCAAGCCUCUAUCUCUCCAUUCUCAAACUACCCACAUUGUACCCAACAUGGGCGCCGCACAGGAAGUCGAAAUCCCCAUCAGCAGUGCCAACUCUGUGGACGGCAAGGAUGAAAAGGACGUCGACUUUGUCGAGUCUGGCUCGGCUCACCACCAAGAAGUGGGCUGGGACAAGAAAUCCACGAGCAAGCUGAUCAGGAAAAUGGAUUGGGUUCUCCUGCCCUUCCUCUCUUUACUUUAUCUUCUCUCAUUUCUCGACCGAACGAAUAUCGGCAAUGCUCGUCUGGCUGGUCUUGAAAAAGAUCUGGGCAUGACUGGACUUGACUAUAACAUCGCUCUUGCCAUUUUCUUCCCCUUCUAUGUCAUUGUUGAGCCUAUUUCCAACUUGAUGUUGAAAAAGACUCGCCCAUCGAUUUGGAUUCCAUUCAUCAUGGUCUGGUGGGGCAUUGUCACCACGCUCAUGGGUCUUGUAUACAACUAUACCGGCUUGUUGCUUGCUCGUGCUGCCCUGGGCAUCGCCGAAGGUGGCUUGUUUCCUGGUGUAACAUACUACAUCACCCUCUGGUACCGACGACAUGAAUGUGGUCUCCGCAUGGCUCUCUUUUUCUCAGCCGCCACUGCUGCCGGGGCGUUCGGGGGUCUCCUUGCUCGUGGAAUCAACGAAAUGAGCGGCAUUGGAGGAAAAGCCGGCUGGGCUUGGAUCUUCAUACUCGAGGGUCUCCUCACAUUCUUCAUUGCCAUCGUUGCUUUCUUUGUCAUGCACGACUACCCAUCGACUGCCACAUUCCUCACCCCCGCAGAAAGGGAAGAGGUCACCCGUCGUCUUGAAGAAGAUCGCGGUUCAUUGGCCGACGAGUUCGACCUGAAGUAUUUCUGGCACGCCGUCAAGGACUGGAAAAUCUGGGUCCACAUGUUCAUCACCAUUGGACAAUACACCCCAUUGUACUCUUUCGCUCUCUUCCUCCCCACGAUUGUGCGCACUCUGGGAUACACCGACAACCAGGCUCAACUCAUGUCGGUGCCUCCCUAUAUCGUGGCCUGCUUCUGCUGUAUCACCGGCGGCUGGGCUGCUGACAAGCUCAAGACCCGUGGCGUCUUCAUGAUCGGUUUCAGCAUUACUGCCUUGGUCGGCCUCAUCCUGUUGAAGACUUCUGAGAACGCACACGCCAAGUAUGCUGGAUGCUUUCUCUUUGCCUCUGGAAUCUAUCCAAACGUGCCCCAGGGUGUGGCGUGGAACGGCAACAAUAUUGGAGGCAGCGUCAAGCGAGGUGUAGGCAUCGCAUUCCACGUUGGCUUUGGUAACCUCGGUGGUGCCAUCUCUGGAUUCAUCUAUCUCAGCCGGGAUUCGCCAAGAUUCUCCACCGGACAUACCAUUCUGAUCUCCCUCAUCAGCAUGAGCACGGCUCUCCAGAUCAUGAUGACUCUCUGGCUGCGACGCGAAAAUGCACGACGAGACCGCGAAUACAAGCCACCAAGUCAAUACACUGCCGAGGAAAGGUACGCCGAGCGAGAGAAGGGCGACAAUGCUACCUUCUUCCGUUACACUGUUUAGAAGCUCCGCUUGGAUUGAGUUUGUUGCAUAUACAAAGAUAGACUUGGAUUCGGUCGGCAGUUUAUGGGUACGCCGGGGAAAGCUAUCUCGUUACUUUAGAAAUUGUUACCACCCAUCUACAGAAUGGCACGAUUGACACCGUCUUUGAAAGCGAGGUAGUCUCAGCUUCACACGCAUCUAGACACCUCCUUUCUGUAUGUCUUAAGAUGCGUCAUGCAUUGGACUGUUGGCUUCUCCAAGAAGAACAAAUGAAGCAAAGAUAUCCAUAGACAGGAG